GAUGGAGUCGGAUCAUGUCUGCGUGUCGCUCCGGUCACUUUAACACGGAGUCCUGACUGUGAGCGUCACAUGUCGAGUGAGCGGUGACAGUUUUACUUAAUUUCUUGAUAUUUAAAUGCUCCGAGAUGGAGUGUGCUGUUUGAAAGAGGCUGCAGCCACAGAGAGAAAGCUCUAAAGUGGGGCAUGACAGAUGAAGGUUUAGAACCUAUGACUUAACAUGUCUUAACAGGCCAGAGAUGGAGUGAUCUGUCUGAAAGAAAGUGCAGACAGAGAGAGGAAGUACAGAAACACAGACACAGUGUGAGUCAGUGUGUUGGUGAAUGAAUGUAGCAGCUGCUCCAGGAAAGCUGAAGUGUGUUUGUUAGGUUCAAAUCAACCUGAUAUCUGAAAACAUGUCCACCAUAUCUUGAACACGAGGUCAAGUUCCUCUUUAUUUACACAGUGUUCUCUCACUUCUCUCAUCCACUGGGACCGUGUCGGGAUCAGUCGCUGGAGAAGCUUUUGUUUCGUUUACUGUUCGUUUGUCUUUAUGACUUUAGCUUCGGUUAUUAGGAGUUCACCAGGUUUCAGGCCUGUUCUUCAGUAACAGACACGGAGGAGCGGAGACCCGGUGGUUCGUUCUCACAGAAUGAAAAACAGAUGUCUGCGUUCUUGGCUCUGGUUGUGUGGAUCCUCAUCAUGUGGACUUUCACCACAGCAGAUGAUGAGGUCUCCUGCGUUUUAGAGGAGAGCUGCAUCUUACCCUGCAGUUUUCAACCUGGUCCAGACCCAGUCAUUUACUGGAUGCAGGUGAAACCAGGAAACACUCGUGUUCACUCCUACUACAGUGCCAGAGACCAGUUUUAUCACCAGAGCAAGCGCUUCACAGGCCGGACAUCGCUGUUCACAGAUCAGAUCUCCAGUGGAAAUGCCUCCAUCAGGCUGAAGGGGCUGCAGCAUCAGGACCGGGGCCGAUACGAGUGUUACACUAGCACCUUCACUGGAGCCGGCAAGGCGUCAUUUAUCAACCUGAGAGCAGAUGUUGAAGCUGAUACUGAAGCAUUGGACGUCUCGUUGCUUGCCGGCACCAUAACCGCUUUGAAAAAUGCUCCGGUGCGUCACGUGGACAUUGAGCAGGUGGAGGACAGCUUCACCUGCCGCUCAGAGGGGAUCUCCCCCGAGCCGCAGCUCACCUGGUCCACCAGGCCUCCGUCCAACUUGACCCUUCAGAACCAAACCACAGUGAAGGAGACGGAGCAGCAGCUCUAUGAGAUCAGCAGCACACUGAUACUGUCAGACAGAGACACUGUUCUGAUCUGCAGCAUCAGCACUUGCCAUGGCAGGAGGAGCGCGGUGUGGUAUCAACCCACUCUCGUCCGUGUGUCACCGUUUAAAACAACAACAACAAUCCACUGCACUGCUGCAAACAUCAAACCCCCGACACACUGGGUGUGGAAAUUCAACCACAGGCAGAUCAUUGUGAACCAGACCGGGGCCGACGGCCUCCACAGCGUCUCAGAGCAGUGGAGGCAGCAGGUGGAGGAUGUGUCAGCGUCAGGCAGCCUCACGCUGCACCACUUAUCUUCAUAUCACCAGGGAACGUUCACCUGUGAACUCAGUAGUGAAGAGGAGACGCACUUCAUCAACAGCUACGUGAUGAUAGAGAAAGGUUCAGUUGCAGCAGUUGUGGUCGGAGUCCUCGUUGUGUUUGUAGCAUUAGGAGCUGGAGCCGGAUUCUCCUACUAUAGAAGACGAAAGAUCAUCCACAAUCAGAUGCUUCAGAUGAAAGAUUUAACACUCGAUGGUUAUGAACUCUCAAAGACUCGGUGUAAAGUCUUGGCCUUAGCUCUGAAGUCAGAUCUCUCACUUCUGGCAGAACUGGAUCUGAGAGACAACGAGCUGCUGGAUUCAGAAGUGAACCUGCUGUGUUCUGGUCUUGAGAGUCCAAACUGUCGACUGGAGACUUUGAGGUUGAAGAGCUGCAGUCUGUCAGAGAUCAGCUGUUCUUCUCUGGCUUCAGCUCUGAGGUCAAACCCCUCUCAUCUGAGAGAACUGGAUCUGAGCUUCAACGACCUGCAGGACUCAGGAGUGAAGGAGCUGUGUGGUUUUCUACAGAGUCCAACCUGUCGACUGGAGACUCUGAGGUUGAAGAACUGCAGUCUGUCAGAGAUCAGCUGUUCUUCUCUGGCUUCAGCUCUGAUGUCAAACCCCUCUCAUCUGAGAGAACUUGAUCUGAGCUACAACUACCUGCAGGACUCAGCAGUGAAGGAGCUGUGUGGUUUUCUACAGAGUCCAACCUGUCGACUGGAGACUCUCAGGACCAAGUUCUCCAGCCCUGUUUCUUCCACUUUGGGUUAAUUUCCAACAUGAAACCCUUCCUCUGGUUUCAGGACUUACACGGGGUCGUCCAUGUCUUUAUCUCUUCACCACUAGAUCUCUGUCCCGCCCUGUACACACGUGUUCCUCAGGCUCCAUGCACCACUUUCAACUAGUCAAACUGCUGCUCAGAUCAUCACCACUUCAAGAAAACUUGAUCAUAGAACUGCUCGCCCUUUCACACAUCAACUGUGGAACAUGUUCUGACAAGUGGGUCGGACAUUUUCUGGAGCUGAAGCCGCAGCAGGAGAUUGUCCAGGUCCGACUCGUUCACAGCAACAGGAACAUGUGGGAGCAUUCAUAUGAGGGGCGGAGCCAAACACAUAUCACUACGAUAACCAUGGUUAAGUUAUGUUAAGUUACAGGUUCAGUGUGAAGGAGUUAGUGACGUCUCCAGGUGUCGUACAUGUGAACGUAGUCCACUUGUACGACACCUGAACAUGUCCAACAAGAUAUUUAGAGACAUCUUGUGGUGAAGUUACAUAUUACAAACAACUGAACCCUGAGGACACAAGGACUUUCAAGCUGUUUUCAGUCAUAUGAAGAUGGGUGGAGCAGCAGGAGGCUGGACAUGACGUAUAAAUCCUGCUGUGGAAAGAUCAGUGUUGUUGUUUACAGCUCAUCCACACCGGCGUCGGCCCUCAUCACCAAAAGCUCUGGAAUCUCCUUGUGUUUCCAAGUUGACGUCUUCUACAUUUACGGCUCCUCUUCUUCAUCCUGAGAUAUUUGAGUUCUUCCAGUUUCACGUCCGUCACGUGUUAGAAACCUCAUCAACACGUCAACUCGCUCUCUGUGAAUCCUCUGGACAUUCACCUGCUCUAUUCUAAUAGCUCUACUCACUCAGAAAGAGACAGUGAUGCUUAGUCAAAGCCAUUUAUUUUCACACAUGAACUAAGUUUAAUUUACAGUUAAGUUUUAUUCUUUAUCCAGGUUGGAGGCCUGCAGUCUGUCACAGAUCAGCUGUUCUUCUCUGGCUUCACCUCUGAGGUCAAACCCCUCUCAUCUGAGAGAACUGGAUAUGAGUAGAAACGUCCUGCUGGACUCAGGAGUGAAGGAGCUGUGUGGUUUUCUA
Molecule: messenger RNA, 3427 nt
Organism: Pleuronectes platessa (European plaice)
Lineage: Eukaryota; Metazoa; Chordata; Actinopteri; Pleuronectiformes; Pleuronectidae
Exons: 12
Coding region: 640-2337 (565 amino acids)
Molecular function (GO): protein binding
Source: RefSeq, a predicted model, not a curated record